Messenger RNA from Penicillium daleae, 3264 nucleotides. Its product is annotated as cation-translocating P-type ATPase. The record is from RefSeq and is a predicted model, not a curated record. NCBI's taxonomy places the organism in Eukaryota, Fungi, Ascomycota, Eurotiomycetes, Eurotiales, Aspergillaceae. Gene Ontology annotation, molecular function: ATP binding; ATP hydrolysis activity; P-type calcium transporter activity. The transcript is spliced from 4 exons. The coding region runs from base 1 to 3264 and encodes 1087 amino acids. Gene Ontology annotation, cellular component: plasma membrane. Gene Ontology annotation, biological process: intracellular calcium ion homeostasis; calcium ion transmembrane transport.
AUGUCUCAGGAGAGAGCCCAGACUAAGGACUCCCAAUCUUCCAAUGAUGCUACCUCGCAGUCUUGUCUAUCUCAGCCAGCUCACAGUCUCUCCUUUGAGGCUGUCAUCCGUGAGCUAGGCACAAACUCAGAUGAUGGCCUAACAUCUGCUGAGGUCAAGGAACGUCUUGAGAAAUAUGGACAGAACAUCUUGGAAGGAGACGAAGGCGUCUCCAUUGCGAAGAUUUUUAUUCGCCAAGUCGCCAAUGCAAUGAUGCUUGUUCUUAUCAUUGCCAUGGCAGUCAGUUUUGGCAUUCGGUCAUGGAUUGAGGGCGGCUUCAUUACAGCCGUCAUUUUGCUCAACAUAGUCGUGGGCGUGUACCAGGAUUUCGCCGCCGAAAAGAAUAUGGACUCUUUGCGAAACCUGAGCUCGCCCACUGGAGUGGUGACUCGCGAUGGAAAAACCGCCACUAUCCCUGCGAACGAGAUCAUUCCUGGGGAUAUGGUCGAACUAAAAGUUGGCGAUACAGUGCCUGCAGAUUUGAGAUUGACCGAGGCAUUUAACUUCGAAACCGACGAGGCCCUCUUGACCGGCGAAUCCCUCCCUGUUCAGAAAGAAGCGGACGCAGUCUUUGAUGCCGAUACGGGGCCCGGAGACCGAUUGAACAUCGCCUACAGUUCGUCCACCGUAACACGUGGACGUGCAAGAGGUGUCGUGGUUGGAACUGGUAUGCAAACCGAAAUUGGCGCCAUCGCUGCGGCCCUCCGAGGAGGUGACUCCAAGCGUCGUCCGGUCAAGCGUGGACCGCAGGGUGAAACAAAGAAGCGUUGGUACAUCCAGGCCUGGACAUUGACUACUACCGAUGCCAUUGGCAGGUUCUUGGGAAUCAACGUCGGUACACCUUUGCAGCGCAAAUUGUCCAAGCUCGCACUACUUCUGUUCGGCAUUGCUGUCAUCUUCGCGAUUGUCGUGGCAGGAUCCAAUGAGUGGCGUGGAGACAAUGAAGUCAUCAUUUACGCCGUGGCCACGGGUCUUGCUAUGAUUCCCGCUUGUUUGGUGGUCGUGCUCACUAUCACAAUGGCCGUGGGAACAAAGAAAAUGGUGCAGAGACACGUUAUCGUCCGCAAAUUAGACUCGUUGGAGGCUCUGGGUGCUGUGACCAAUAUCUGCUCGGACAAGACUGGCACUUUGACUCAAGGUCGCAUGGUUGCCAAGAGGGCCUGGAUUCCAUCUGUGGGAACUUACUCAGUCGGAUCGUCGAAUGACCCUAUGAACCCACAGGAGGGUGAUUUAAGCCUUCUUCAAGAACCUCCACUCAAACUGAACUCAGAAUCGACUGGGGAAGCAAGGACACCCGGAGAUCUAUUGAAAAAUAAUGAGCUUCUGGAAUCUUUCCUCAACGUUGCUGCGAUGGCGAACCUGGCACAUCUGCACAAAGACACAAACAAUGAAUGGCAGGCUCGUGGUGAGCCUACUGAUAUCGCCAUCCAGGUCUUUGCCUCACGCUUCAACUGGGGUGCUGAUCGCUGGACCAAAGGCGAGAAACCUACAUGGAUUCAGCGGGCCGAGUAUCCUUUCGACUCCAGCGUGAAAAAGAUGUCUGUCGUCUUUGAGAAACGCAAUGAAGACUCGGACUCAGAGAAGCUCCCGCAGAUGGUAUUCACAAAGGGUGCUGUCGAGCGAGUGAUCGACUCCUGCACAUCUAUCACCUGGAAAGAUGGAGCGUCCGUGCCUUUAGACGAGGAUAUUCGCGAUGAGAUUCUGCAGAAUAUGGAAGCUCUGGCGAAGGAAGGUCUGCGAGUUCUUUGCUUGGCUGGGAGAGAGCACACCCCUUGUAAUACUGACAACGAUGAACCUCUUCCACGCGAGGAAAUUGAGAAAGAUCUGGUCUUCUAUGGAUUGAUUGGUUUGUAUGAUCCUCCUCGACCCGAGACUGCCGGUGCAAUCGGCCAAUGUUACAAGGCCGGUAUCUCCGUCCACAUGGUCACCGGUGAUCACCCUGGGACUGCUCGAGCAAUCGCUGCUCAGGUUGGCAUUAUUCCAGCCAAUAUGGACAUGGUUGCAAAGGACGUUGCCGAUGCCAUGGUUAUGACGGCUGGCGAAUUCGACAAAUUAACCGAAGAUGAAAUCGACAAUCUGCCCACCUUGCCACUCGUCAUCGCUCGAUGCGCACCGAAUACCAAAGUUCGCAUGAUCGAGGCGCUGCAUCGUCGCGGUCGCUAUGUAGCCAUGACAGGCGACGGUGUCAAUGAUUCGCCAUCGCUCAAGCGGGCCGAUGUUGGUAUUGCGAUGGGUCAGAACGGAUCUGAUGUUGCCAAGGAUGCUUCGGAGCUAGUCUUGAGCGACGACAACUUCGCUUCUAUCAUUAAUGGAAUUGAAGAAGGACGUCGGAUUUUCGACAACAUUCAGAAGUUUGUGCUGCACUUGCUGGCUGAAAACGUCGCAUUGGCAUUGACUCUGCUCAUCGGCCUUGCCUUCAAGGAUGACAGCAAUCAAUCCGUCUUCCCUAUUGCCCCCGUUCAGAUCAUCUGGAUCAUCAUGAUUACCUCUGGUCUGCCAGAUAUGGGCCUAGGAAUGGAAGCAGCGGCACCGGAGGUGAUGGAUAGGCCACCUCAAAGCAAACAAGGUAUCUUCACCUGGGAGAUCAUUGUAGACACCCUAGUCUAUGGUGUCUGGAUGGCAGCUCUCUGCCUAUCAGCGUUUGCCCUCGUCAUGUUCCGCUGGGGUGAUGGCAACCUCGCCAUGGGCUGCAACACGCAAUACAACGACCCCAACAAGCCCUACACCUGCGAUACCGUAUUCCGCGCCCGUGCAACAACAUUCACUUGCAUGACCUGGUUUGCCUUAUUCCUCGCGUGGGAAAUGAUGAACCUGCGUCGCAGCUUCUUCCGGAUGAAGCCCGACUCCAACCGCUACUUUACCCAAUGGAUGCACGACAUCUGGCACAACCAGUUCCUCUUCUGGGGUAUCAUGGCCGGCUUUGUGCUUGCUUUCCCUAUCAUCUACAUCCCCGUCAUCAAUCACAGCGUUUUCAAGCAUUCGGCCAUUUCGUGGGAAUGGGGUAUUGUAUUUGUUGAGACGGUGCUUUUCUUUGCUGGAAUCGAGUUUUGGAAGUGGUGCAAACGUGCUUAUUUCCGUCGCCAGGCGUUCAAGCAGCAGAAGAAGGGUGAUCAUAUUCAAAAUGGAGAUCGCCGUGGGUUGAGGGACUUUAGUCGCUAUACCACAAUGGAUCGGUCCGAGACACAGGCAACUGGAGUUGAGAAAGUUGAGAAAUCACUGGUUUGA